GGGCAACAACAACAACAACAACAACAACAACAACAACAACAACAACGACAAUACGAUCGUCCUGGCGGGUGCCGGUCCCCAGGAGGUCGUGAUGAAAGCCAAGAGUCGAGACGCGGCGAAGAAUCGCCGGGAGAAGGAGAACCAGGAAUUUUGCGAGCUCGCCAAGCUCCUGCCCCUGCCGGCGGCUAUAACCUCCCAACUCGACAAGGCCAGCGUCAUCCGGCUCACCACCAGUUACCUCAAGCUCAGAAAUCUCUUCCCCGACGGUCUUGGAGACGAAUGGGGUGCGGCGCCGCCGUUAAACCAUCCUGGAGAAACAACAAUCAAAGAAUUGGGCUCACAUUUAUUUCAAACGUUGGACGGAUUUAUCUUUGUUGUGGCGCCUGACGGGAAAAUAAUGUACAUCAGUGAAACGGCCAGCGUACUUCUCGGACUGUCCCAGGUCGAGCUCACGGGCAACAGCAUUUACGAGUACAUCCACCAGUACGACCACGAGGAGAUGGCCUCGGUACUGAGCGGCUCCUGUCUGCCGAGCGGUGCACUUCCACCGCCCAAUUCCCACGGUGACAUCGAGAUCGAGCGUGCCUUCUUUCUCAGGAUGAAGUGCGUGCUCGCGAAGAGGAACGCCGGUCUCACCUCGGCUGGCUUCAAGGUGAUCCACUGUUCCGGCUACCUGAAGCUGAAGCACGUGACUGUGCCGGGAGGCACCGGCUCCGAAUACGACAAAUCCGCCGGCUACGAGCUCCACAACGUCGGCCUCGUCGCGGUUGGCUACUCGAUGCCGCCGAGCGCCAACACGGAAAUCAAGCUGCAUCACAACAUGUUCAUGUUCCGGGCCUCCCUCGACCUCAAGCUCAUAUUCCUCGACGCCAGUGUUCCACAAUUGACUGGCUACGAACCACAGGAACUGAUAGACAAAACGCUUUAUCAUUACGUUCACGUUAGCGAUGCUGUGCACUUGCAGCAGGCACAUCAAAUUUUGUUAUGCAAGGGUCAAGUGACAACGCGCUACUAUAGGUUUCUGACGCGCACAGGCGGUUGGGUUUGGAUGCAGUCGUACGCAACGAUCGUUCACAACUCCCGCAGCUCCCGACCCCACUGCAUCGUCUCCGUCAACUAUGUACUUUCCCAAAUCGAAGCCAAGGAUCUCGUGCUGAGCUCCGACCAGAAGGCCUCCAUCGCCUGCUCGGGCAAUCCGCCCAGCACACCCCUAUCCAAAGCGUCGCUCGCCACGGUCGUCGCCAACGCCAGUAUCUCCGACAUGCAGGAGUCGAAACAGCAGCAACAGCAGCAACAGCAACAUCAGCAUACCAGUCCAACAUCACCGUAUCGGACGAGAACGACCACGGAAACGACUGCUGACUCGGAGUACACAGACAGCUCUGGUUACGUUAGCUCGGAAUACAUGACCAAUCACGGGGGUUACGGCAUCCCGCCAAGUGCCACCUUCCCGACUCAAGGUGCUUCCGGAGUACCACACGAAGACGGCACUUAUUAUACUCCUGAUAUGUUCUACCAAUACGGUGGUACUCCUCACGAUCACCUAACAACCGUCCAACCGCAACAGCAGGCACAGCAACAACAGUCGCAGCAGCAUCCCCACCUCAUGCACCACGUACCAAGUCCAAUGACGAAUAUUCAGCACAGUCCUCAGAACCAACAGCAGCGGAGGCCGUACUCGGCAUCCUCGAGCUCCUGCGGGAGUUCCGAUGCCUCGGACACUCAUCUCUCGAGCCCGCUCAAUGUUAACCACGUGAUCGAGGCGCCGCGCAGCAUCGGCAACAACUUCCCCGCGUACCCGCACACCCCUCAGCACCACCAGCACCAGCUGAUGGAGUCACCGCCGAGCGUAGCGAGCAUCGACGCCAGCGCGGCCAUGUUCCCCAGCUGCGGGUUUAACAAUUUCCUCAGUGGUUACGCUGCCACCCCCGCGACUCCCGGCAAUCCCGUGAUCCCGGGUCACCACGAGCAAGCCUACACCUCUCCCCAUCACCACGUCAUCCACGAGAACGUUAGGCAUCACCACCACCAUCACCUUCACGUCGACAGUGGGGUCGAGCACAUAGACAUACCUCUUUACACCAAUACCCAGCAGUACAGCCCCAAUUCCGUCCAACCGCAUCAUCAGUUUGUUCACUGACAGCAGGCCAGUUGCUACGACGUCGCUCAGACGCCGCAGCCGGAAAUUACAGACGAGCGGGGGGUGUUCAAGAGACUCAGGGUAUUUUGAACAUCAUUGGCGACUACUAUAAUGGCAAAGAGGCUUUUCACUGGCUCGCGUGCAUUGUCAACAAUUCCAAGUCUAUUGGUUAAUUAGUAGCGAGCCGAGAGGGUCGCAAUAGACA
Molecule: messenger RNA, 2345 nt
Organism: Ceratosolen solmsi marchali
Lineage: Eukaryota; Metazoa; Arthropoda; Insecta; Hymenoptera; Agaonidae
Gene: sim
Product: bHLH transcription factor single-minded
Exons: 8
Coding region: 92-2140 (682 amino acids)
Biological process (GO): regulation of transcription by RNA polymerase II
Cellular component (GO): nucleus; cytoplasm; transcription regulator complex
Molecular function (GO): RNA polymerase II transcription regulatory region sequence-specific DNA binding; DNA-binding transcription factor activity, RNA polymerase II-specific; protein dimerization activity
Source: RefSeq, a predicted model, not a curated record